Messenger RNA from Recurvomyces mirabilis, 1818 nucleotides. RefSeq names its product Phosphatidylinositol-3-phosphatase SAC1 (gene rsd1). Gene Ontology annotation, molecular function: U1 snRNP binding; RNA binding. The coding region runs from base 1 to 1818 and encodes 605 amino acids. Lineage: Eukaryota; Fungi; Ascomycota; Dothideomycetes; Mycosphaerellales; Teratosphaeriaceae. Gene Ontology annotation, cellular component: nucleus. Gene Ontology annotation, biological process: mRNA processing. The transcript is spliced from 3 exons. The record is from RefSeq and is a predicted model, not a curated record.
AUGAAUCUCGAUCAGGCUGUGGACGAGCUCCUCGAGCAGGAGGAGAAGAAGGCGCAGGAGAAAGCCAAGUCUUUGCAAGCCCCCGUGAAGGCCAAGCCCACCACCGCCACUAGAAAGCGCAACAGCAGUAGCGAGAUCGACCCGAAUGAGAACGCAAAUGGUAACGGCAAUGCAGGCAGUCGCGACCCGCGUCGUGCCGGUCGCGAGGACAAGUACGCAACUGAGCGUGAGCAGAAUGACGAACGUAGGGCGCGGAAAUUGCGCGAGCACGACCACGAAGACUCUGCUAGUGACAGGGGAAGCGCUAAUGGGAGUGUGAGGUCCAGACGCCGAUCGCGCUCUCCGGACCACGACCGUCGCCGUCGCAACUCGCGUGAUCGAGGCGUUGACCGCUAUCGUGAUAGACGCGAUCCAGAUGCUCGACGCUCCAGCACCGAAAAUGCCGACCCUCGCUCUCGCCUCGGUCCCGACAGGCGUGAUCCCGACCAAAUGGCGGAGCGUGAUAGAAAUCGAGAUGAUCGAUACGGGGGCAGACCUCGCGCCAGAUCUCCACGUGACCGCGAGAUUGAUCGUGCGUACGGUGGUGGGCGUCGCCGCUCUCCACCACGUCGCAGAUCGCCACCUCCACCCCCACCACGGAAGCGCACACCAGAGCCCACUGAUGAUGAGCGUGAUAGGCGCACCGUUUUCGUCCAACAACUCGCAGCCCGUCUGCGCACCCGCGACUUGCAGAAAUUCUUCGAGCAGGUCGGUCCAGUGGUCGAGGCUCAGAUCGUGAAGGAUCGUGUCAGUGGACGGUCAAAGGGUGUAGGCUAUGUUGAGUUCAAGGAAGAAGAGUCUGUCGAGAAGGCUAUCCAGCUUACAGGGCAGAAAUUACUCGGCAUCCCUAUCAUUGCGCAGCUUACUGAAGCAGAGAAGAACCGCCAACAGCGCACUACCGAGGGUCAGCCGACUCAGACUAAUGGCAUUCCGUUCCACCGCCUCUACGUCGGCAACAUCCACUUCUCUAUCACCGAGGAGGAUUUGAAGAAUGUGUUUGAGCCUUUCGGUGAGCUUGAAUUUGUGCAGUUGCAGAAGGAAGAGCAAGGUCGCAGCAAGGGGUUCAUUGACCCAACACAGGCAAAAGAAGCCCUCGAGAAGAUGAACGGCUUCGAGCUUGCUGGCCGCCCCAUCCGCGUCGGCCUCGGCAACGACAAGUUCACGCCGGAAUCCACGCAAUCACUCCUUCAGCGUUUCGGCUCGCAGGCCCACCAAGCCUCACACCAACACGGAGGCCAAGGUUCCUCUUUCAGUGGCAUGGGCGGUCGUGGCGCACACGCCGGCGGCACCGGAAACUUCGAUCGCGCGAGUGGUAAGGAUGCGGAGAAGACUGGCGGUGCAAGCGCGCUUGAUGAUACCGAUGUUGCUGGCGUGAACUUCAGCAAUUAUUCGCGUGACUCACUGAUGCGGAAGUUGGCUAGGAUCGAGGAUCCGGCUGAUGCGGCGGAAAAGAAGCCGCAGAAGCAGGCGGAGAAGGUGAGGAAGGCUGCUCCUGUUGAGGAAGCUACGCCAUCAAGGGAAUCCGAACCGAACUGGAAAACAGAACUCACCGAGGACAUCAAGGAAGAAUGUAACGACAAGUACGGCCAGGUUGUCCACAUCGCCCUCGCGCUCGACAAUAAUGAUGGCGAGAUCUACCUCAAAUUCGACAGGGACCAGGGUGGUAUCAAUGCCUACCGUGGCUUGAACGGUCGCUGGUUUGGUGGCAGGAUGAUUACCGCGCAGUAUGUGGUGCCGCCGGUCUAUCACAUGAUGUUUCCGGGCGCUGCGAAGGUCUAA